AACUUCCAAUAUCACAAUACCCGAAGAACAAGAACCUUUGGGGGUUGAUUGAUAUAUUAACCAUAUCGUGAUGGCGGGAAAACAUAUUAAUGUAGCCGUGUUCAUGGUUGCCAUGUUGGCGGCGCUUUUGCAGUGUGGGGUAGCGCAAACAGUGCACGUGGUCGGAGAUGACCUAGGAUGGGUCAUCCCGCAGGGAGGCGCAAGCGCUUAUGAUGCUUGGGCUGCUUCUAAGAAAUUUGUGAUCGGUGAUACAUUAGUGUUCAACUUCGCCACUAAUCAACACGAUGUGCUCGAAGUUCCGAGGGCAUCAUUCGAUUCAUGCAGUUCAGCCAACCCCAUUGGAUCGGUCAUCACUACGGGGCCUGCAAACAUAACCCUCAGCGCUGCCGGUGAGCACUACUACAUUUGCACCUUCAGCCAGCACUGCUCGCUCGGGCAAAAACUCAGCAUAACAGUCUCCUCUCCUGGCGCCUCACCAUCACCGAGGACUGCUCCAGCCCCAAUUCCCCCACCCACCAACGACACGAUCCUGCAGCAUGCGCUCCUGUUCCGGCUGCUACUUCACCGGGGACUGGAAUUCCUCCUCCUCCUCCUGGUUCUUCUUCGCAUGCCAUCACAGCUAGUCUUCUGUUUCCCAUGAUGUCUAUCUUCGUUUAUUGGUUCAUGUAGAACAUCACGCAUAUAGAAGGGGCGCAGGACCAGUCUGUUCUAUUUAUAUUACAUUCUUGUACGUGUGUUAUGGAAUAAAUCACCAUUCAUCUGUUUUUCUUGUUUAACAAUAAGAUCACAAGGUACCAUCAUUUUAUUAGUUGAAAUUUAUAAAUAUUUGGACAUCGGCCUUCAGCCCUAGCCACAGCCAUUCAUCUAUUUCUUUUGUAAUAGAGAUAUCAGAUAUUCUAACACGGGCAAUACGGCUUGCAUAAUACAUGAAGCAACGUUGUGCGAUAGCUCUUCGAUC
Messenger RNA from Punica granatum (pomegranate), 958 nucleotides. Lineage: Eukaryota; Viridiplantae; Streptophyta; Magnoliopsida; Myrtales; Lythraceae. The record is from RefSeq and is a predicted model, not a curated record.